Alternaria alternata is the source of this 1857-nucleotide messenger RNA. Its product is annotated as PQ-loop-domain-containing protein. Bases 392 to 1513 code for a protein of 373 amino acids. Gene Ontology annotation, cellular component: fungal-type vacuole membrane. The transcript has 2 exons. Gene Ontology annotation, biological process: basic amino acid transmembrane export from vacuole. The record is from RefSeq and is a predicted model, not a curated record. NCBI's taxonomy places the organism in Eukaryota, Fungi, Ascomycota, Dothideomycetes, Pleosporales, Pleosporaceae.
CCAGAUUACGUACUCACCCGAGAUUUUCCACAUGUCAGUCAUCCAAGCAAUUGUGUUCUAGAUUCCAUCUCAUAUUCGUUGCUUUCAUCUGAGACCACUCAGCAAACACCUUCUCCAACCUCCUUCGACAAACAUCCUUUAUAUACGUACGUGGCUGGGCCCGGAGCCGCUUGCAUACCUGAGAAGCUAUAGCCAGCCUUUCUUUGUUCAGCUCCCGCACAUUCGCACCGGAACCCAUCGUCAGGGAAGGGAGCUGCAAGCUUGUAGCUGGCUCUCAUCAAUAACACUAUCGCAAGUGUUUUAAAGUAGCUUCUUUGGGUCUCUGGAGUUACCCGCGAGCUUUUGCGACUGAGAAAGAGCUAGGGAAUAGGUGUGUUACGUCAUAGCGAAGAUGUUUCCUCCAUCGCAGGGCUUGCGAUUGGACAUUGAUGCCAUCAGCCAGAUAUUUGGCUCCAUCAGCAUCGCAUGCUGGAUAGUGGUUUUUUCACCUCAGAUAAUUGAGAACUGGAAGAGAAGCUCAGCAGAGGGCCUUUCGGUAGUCUUUAUUGUGAUAUGGCUUCUCGGGGACUUCUUCAACAUCAUAGGUGCAGUACUGCAGGGUGUGCUGCCAACGAUGACCAUCUUGGCGGUAUACUAUACGCUAGCCGACAUCGUGCUAUUGCUGCAGUGCUUCUACUACAAGGGCUUUACGUUGCGCGAUGAUUUUAAGAAACCGAUGGAUGAAUCCGAUGAGGAUAGUGAAGCUAGCGAGCAGUCACCGCUUCUUCCCCACCGUAGGCCGCAGUCAAGUGGCUCACCCUAUACAAACGGCAACGGCAAUGGGAUCGAGGUACAGAGACCGCGCAUAUCAGACAUCGACAGACGCGGCUCAAGCCACUCACAAGGCUCAUUCCGCGAACGAUACCUCUCUAUUGACGGCACGCACCUUUCGCCUGUCACACCGCUCCACGAUGACUCUACUAUUGCACACCAGAAUGGCGCGGUCGCAGCCAAACCUCAGCCGGCCCAGUCCAGCCUGCAAACAAUCAUCUUCAACCUUGGUACCAUCGUUCUUGUAUGUGCGGCCGGAGUCUUCGGUUGGUAUCUCAGUGCCCGGAACUCCACCGCUCCCAAUCAGCCAGAUGACCAGGACUCGUCACCCGAAUCAACACUGCACUUCAACCUUUGGGGCCAGAUCUCCGGCUACGUUUGCGCCGCACUCUACCUUGGCUCUCGUGUCCCACAGCUCCUGCUUAACUACCGCCGCAAGUCUACCGAGGGCAUCAGCAUGCUAUUCUUCCUGUUUGCUUGCUUAGGUAACUUGACAUAUGUGUUGAGCAUCCUGGUCUACAAGCCCAAGUGUGGGGGUCAUGUCUGCCAGGGUGGAGAGGGACGUGCUGAGUACGGCAAGUACAUUGCGGUCAACAUGAGCUGGUUAUUGGGCAGCUUUGGCACGUUGUUGUUGGAUGCUGGUGUGUUUGUACAGUACUUCUUGUAUAAGAUGGACGAUGACGAGAGUGACGAAGAGGAGUAAAGGCAGAUAUGAGAGAUGCCUAAAUUGUACUACUACAAAAGUUUUCGUUACAAUAUCUUGAUGGAGCACGCAGCUGGGGGUGCAUUGUUGUACAUGCAUGGCCUCGCAAAUGUACAUAUGCAGAGCAGUCUUGGCUGGGACUCAGAUACGUCGUUCACGAGGAGUCUAAUUGGCACCGGAGUUGCGGGACGUCAGUGGGCUUUCGACUUGUCUGUUUGUAUCGGAAGCCUUCGCUCGUUGGGGCAAAUGGCUGCGCAACAUAUCCGUCUUGGUACCUUGGGCUGAGCUACGCGCGCGUUUGUAAGAUCGGAGUCGUUUGAAAUCAGAAUGCAUCAUACUUCAAC